UGCUCACCUGCGCGCGCCCUGAAUGCCCAAAUUAGCUCGCGCAAGAUUCUCCCUAAAGCUUCUGAGCGCGUGUGCACUUAACUGCGCGAGCGCUGGAGCGCUUUAUGAAGACCUGCCCUGCUGAAAAAAGACCGUUCGAACCGUUAGGACUAAAACCUGGCUUUUACUUUCUAAUGGAAAUUGGGUUAAGGUUAACGUUAAAGUUUCCAGUAGGACACCUCUGGAUCCCAUUAGGACACCUUUACACUGUGAUAUCAGCCCUGCGAGAAAACACAGAACACAGUGGCUACUGAAAACCACAACGAGCAAGUUGACCCUCUACUGGUGUCUAUGAUUCAAAGCGCUGCUACAUUAGCGCUGAUUUAUAUACAACACACAAGCCUGAACAACACUCCAGCUGAUAUUUUUACCGGCAGGGCAUAGUGCGCUGGUCUCGCGGUGCUUUGCGGGAAAUGUAGAGCCCCGCCCUCUAAAUCGCUGCAGGAGGAGUGUGCAGAUAGACGCUGAUGCUGCCGGAGAGGGAGAGGAGCAGAGAGCUGAAGGUCUCCCUGUAUUGAACUCAAGAUAAAGAGAGAGAGAGACAGAGCGAAGGGGGAGAUUAUUUUGGCCAUGAGCAGUGAGCACUCCCUGCAGGCUCUGAGCUGGAGGAAGCUGUACCUGAGCAGAGCGAAGCUGAAGGCUUCCAGCAGAACCUCAGCUCUGCUGUCCGGAUUCGCCAUGGUCGCGAUGGUGGAGGUCCAGCUGGACACCAGCCAUGACUACCCUCCCGGCCUGCUGAUAGCCUUCAGCGCCUGCACCACCGUGCUGGUGGCCGUUCACCUUUUUGCUUUAAUGAUCAGCACCUGCAUCCUGCCCAACAUUGAAGCGGUCAGCAACGUCCACAACCUCAACUCGGUGCGCGAGUCUCCACAUGAGCGGAUGCAGCGGCACAUUGAGCUAGCCUGGGCCUUCUCCACGGUCAUUGGCACACUGCUCUUCCUGGCCGAGGUGGUGCUGCUGUGCUGGGUGAAGUUCCUGCCUGUUCGGCCACGGCAGCAGAAGAACGGCACCAUGCCCGCUGGAGUGGCGGCCGCUAUCACCUCCACCUCCAUCAUGGUACCUUUUGGCCUCGUCUUCAUUGUCUUCGCCGUCCACUUCUACCGCUCGCUGGUCAGCCACAAAACUGACCGCCAGUUCCAGGAACUGGAGGAGUUGGAGGAUCUCCAGAACGAACUAGACCAGAGAGGAGAAGCUUCAGCCCUAAAUUCUCCAACAUCGCAGUGACCUAGACCACUCCAGGCCUGAAGCUCUGCUGCAGCUGGGUUAGCUUACCCAGACAGGAAGAAUGCUGGAGCUGGGCUGAUAUGCUCAACGUCACCACGGCUGCUUUUGUACAGCAGCAGAGAGAAAGUAAAGCAAAACGUUCUUUCAAAUGUGUUUAAUAUUAUGAAAAAAAUUUGAAUGUUCUGCCAAAAAAGUAGUUAAAGCACAUUUCCAAUAUUUCUGGCAUUGUUGUUGUUGCUUAGCAACUGAUGGUCGGUGAAAUGAUUCAAGACAACCACACUGUUACAUAUAACAAUUUGGGUAGAACAUUUUUCAGCCAGUAAGACUGUGUGGGCAGAACUAUCUUUAUUCAAAUUGUGGGCUGAUAUCUAUCAAUCAGCAUAACGUUUACUCGUGUAGUUAAAACUGCAGUAAAAUUAAUAAAAUUCCAAUAUUUUACGCAGAAAUUCAGCAUCACCCAAAUAUUCUGCUCUUCUGGACCUGUAUUACUGAAACAUCAGUAAGUCUCUAUGACGUUGAAUUUAGGCAGUAGCUAUUACAGAAUAACACUUCCUAACUUCAUCAUCUUAUCAUUAACUCCAGAUAAGAAAACAGUAUCACAGAAACAUCCUAACUAGACUAAAUCUCCUAAAUACUGUCCUAACUUUAGGAUAAAUCCCAACAGUGUCCUAACUUCUAUUCAGCCAUCCCUUUCAACUGUAAGCUGUUCUAAUGAAAAGAACACAUUGUUUUUAAGCAGCUGUAACAGCCAUAAAUUUACUAACUUUAAACAGCAUAACACUCUUUGUGUAUUUAUUCAGAUUACAGAAACACUGUGGUUCAGACAGACACGUUCAGCAAUGGCAGCUGAUAAUGAGGAGACAGAGUUGAAUGGAAACUUAAUUGGGCACUAAAUAGUGGGUGACACUCAUAUUAAACAGCAGGGGGGGCACUUACAUUUUUUGAUUGCAGUUACUAAAAUAUCCAGUUCAUCACACUUUAUUUUGUUUUCACGCACAUUCACCAUCUGUUCUAUGGCUUACACUACGUUUACUUUUAUGUGUCUGUGGUUGGUUUUUAUGUAACAGACAUAACAAUCAAUUAGCGUCUCCAUCAAGUAGGUUACAAUUUCCUAACUGUAGGUAAGAGGCUGUAAGAUAGGAUAAAAUGCCUAAAUUAAGAUCAGAUUUUCUUCUGUAAUAUGAACUACUGUAAAAUCUUCUCCGGCCAGAUCUUAACACAAAAUUUCGGACGUUUCUGUAAUACAGCUCCUGGAGUUCAUCCAGGUUCAUCAUGGUUUGAAAUAUUAGUCAAAUCUACACAUUUAUCUAAUAAUGAUGAUCUUUCUUAGUUUGUUCUUAAAUGUGUUCUUGAGAAAGGUCCUAAGAAAAGGUUUAUGUCAGAUUCAUGACGUGUUCGUAAAGUGCAGAACUGUUCUCACCUUUGUGCUUCUGAGUGUGUAGAUUCUGUUUUUAUCUAAGAACAAACCCCAAAUAAGAAAACACUGGUGAAUCUCAUGAUCUUCGUCAGAACUGCAUAAAUGGGUUUAAGACAUUUCUUCUUAAGAUCGGUUGUUGAAUGAGGCCCAGUGAGCUUAACUAGGCUUUCUGUGUAAAUUUGGAUUGACACAGAUACUUUAUCCCGAACCAAUCAGCCCGUCAGAUCCCCAUGUUACAUCAGACAAGCUCCUGUGGGAAACUAAUCCAGCUGCACUAGUACAGAUGUGAGCCUGUUUUUAUAGCUGUACUGUGUCUGUCUGGUUUUGCAUGUGGAUAUUCAAACACAAUCUUUCUGUGCUGUGUGCUGUGUGCUGUGUGUGUGUGUGUGUGUGUGUGUGUGUGUGUGUGUGUGUGUGUGUGUGUGUGUGUGUGUUGGAGUCCUGUUCCAGGCCUCACUGCUCAGACCCCAACAUUCCAUGAAGAAAUUCAAGCACAAACUUCACUUUACUUUGUGCAGCCAUUACAAACAUCAAAGUUGUGCUUCAGUCAGGUUUUUAGUUAUGCAUUUUUAAAGUAAAAGUCUUAAAUGUUGAGUUUAAUCGCUUAUAGAAUGACUGAAAUAUUAACUAAAAAUACAGCACUAACCUUAACAUUUCACUUUAAAUCAGCGAUAUAUUAUUUCUUCCAAUAUUAAAGGGGAAAUUCCAUUAUUGCAAGCAUAAUACUAUAUUGCCAAAACAUACUAUGUACGCUAUAUUGCCAAAAAUAUUCACUCGUCUGCCUUCACACACAUUUGUGAGGU
Messenger RNA from Pygocentrus nattereri (red-bellied piranha), 3483 nucleotides. It is a transcript of the gene orai1b, whose product is annotated as ORAI calcium release-activated calcium modulator 1b. Gene Ontology annotation, molecular function: store-operated calcium channel activity. The transcript is spliced from 2 exons. Gene Ontology annotation, biological process: store-operated calcium entry. The record is from RefSeq and is a predicted model, not a curated record. Gene Ontology annotation, cellular component: membrane. NCBI's taxonomy places the organism in Eukaryota, Metazoa, Chordata, Actinopteri, Characiformes, Serrasalmidae. Bases 610 to 1263 code for a protein of 217 amino acids.